This is a messenger RNA of Rana temporaria (common frog), 2166 nucleotides long. It is a transcript of the gene SLC39A2, whose product is annotated as solute carrier family 39 member 2. Lineage: Eukaryota; Metazoa; Chordata; Amphibia; Anura; Ranidae. Gene Ontology annotation, cellular component: plasma membrane. The coding region runs from base 266 to 1183 and encodes 305 amino acids. The transcript is spliced from 3 exons. Gene Ontology annotation, biological process: zinc ion transmembrane transport. The record is from RefSeq and is a predicted model, not a curated record. Gene Ontology annotation, molecular function: zinc ion transmembrane transporter activity.
GAAUACGUAAAUCACUGUGGAGAGGAGAACAGAGGAGAAGGAGGAGGAGGAAGGAAUAAAGUUGGAUCAUAAUAGGAAGUGUAAUUAAUUAAGGUGGCAGAAGAAAGAAAUGGAAAUUAAGAGGUUAAUAAAUUGAUGUAUGAGUAACAGGAUAGAAGUUGGAGGAGAAGCUGUAAGAACAAGAAGGUGAAGGAAAGCUCAUUGUUCGAACCAUUCUGAAAAGUAAAGACAAGUGACAUCUGUAACGAAAACACCCAAAGCAACUAUGGAGCCUCUUCUGGCAGUGAAAGUUGGAUGUUUGGUGGCUCUUCUGUUCCUGACGUUGAUUUGUGGGAUGGCUCCUGCCUUUAUCAACUGGUUCCUGAAAAAAAGUGUCACAGGAAUCUAUGAGCUUAUACUUUGCUUGAUCAGCUCAUUUGCCGCUGGCAUCUUCCUGGGCGCGUGUUUGCUUCACGUAGUGGCAGAUUUCCUCUCAGAUGCUGCCGAGCAACUUGCAUAUAUUAAUUACCCUAUGGGAGAGCUGAUCCUGUCAUUGGGCUUCUUCUUUGUCCUUCUCAUAGAACGCAUUGUACUGCAAACAUCUCAGUUUUGUAAACGCAAUACUCAGGAUGGCAUCUCAAUGGAUUCUAUUCCAUCAAGUCCUGAUGACUAUCAAGAAAAAGUUGACCCUCCAAGUGCGAUAUCUAUGGCCCCUGAAAAUCCACACAACCAUGUUCAUACUCAAGUAUAUUCCAGUUCCUCCUUUCGCUCCCUUAUUCUCUUUUGCUCCCUGUCCAUCCAUUCCGUUUUUGAGGGUUUAGCAAUUGGUCUUCAGUCCAACUAUUCCAGUGCUCUUCAGAUUGCAAUAGCUGUACUUAUCCACAAGGGUAUCAUUGUCUUCAGUCUUUCUCUAAAGUUAAUCCAGAGCAUGACCAGACCAGCUUGGCUAAUCACUUACAUAGUGAUUUUCUCUCUUAUGUCUCCUAUUGGGAUAACUAUUGGCAUUAUUGUUACACUACAAAAGACCAGCAUAUUGACUCUGGUGCAGACCAUCCUAGCGGGUAUUGCCUCUGGCACAUUUGUAUAUGUCACUUUCCUGGAAAUUCUCCCACAAGAACUCAAUUCAGGAGAGAGACCUCUUUUAAAAGUAUUCUUUAUAAUUAUUGGGUUUGCAGUAAUGGCAGUCGUAGCUAUAUGGGCCUGAGUAUCAUUUUUUUUUGUGCUACUGAGAACAUUUAGUUAUCAACCUACUUUCUGAAAGACCAAUGUAAGUUACUUACACUUAUAUUUUGGAAAAAUAUAGAACAAACCUGGGCUGUCAACUGAGAAUGAGGAUGUUUAUGGAAAAUUCAGCACUUUGCACAUGCCAUUAAACAGGCUCUUCUAAAUGAAUAAACCAUUGUUAGGUUGGGUCCAGUUACAUUUUAGAACAAGCGAUAUUGUAGGAUUCUUCCUACCAAGAAGUUCAAUGUGUUUCUUCAAUUUCCUCUCAGUACGUCCAUAUCAAACACUACUUGUGUGAGGUACCAAGACGUGAAUCAAUAAGGAAUCUUCAGAAAGAUGAAGCUGGGAAAAUGUUACAUGAGCUUUUCCAUUUUCUUAUUAUGAGUUGGCAUCCUAAUUAUUCUGAGAAUACCAGUGCCUGUGAAUGGCUAAAAUUGGGAUGGCUUAGAAAGAAAAUGACAAAUGGAAUGGGGCAAAAUGAGAUUCCCUUCUGUGGUAUAAUGGGCAAAGAGACCCUGGCUACAGGAACACAAUAGACAUAACAAACUAAGAAUCAGCUGGUGACACAAGAUGUUUCAUGCAUUAAAACUUGUAGAAACAAAGAAUGUUUAGCAACCAUUCGAUUCAAGCUAUUGCACCUACAGCUUUAUUCUGAUUAGUUGCUAUGGGCAACAUGUACACUUGUCCUUUGUUUACUUAAUUCCAAACUCAUUCUGUUUUCUGGUACAAUAUAAGCCCUGUUUCAUUAUGUUCCUUUUAUGCACCUUUGUUUAUGACAAGCUCCUAAAACUUAGCAAUUUCUAAAGCACCUUUGUACUGGUAUUUUUUAGGUUUACAAUGUUACAUUGGGAAGAGGAAUGUAAUAUGCAUGCACUGGCCAGUACUUGAACAAUUAAGCAAGUACAGUACUGGGUCUUUCUCUGGUCUUUUACAUUAAAAUUUCUUACACAAUUACAUAUAAAA